AUGGCCUCUGACAACGACGGCGUGUACGUCGACGUCGGCAAGGACGACGCGCAGUGGACCCUGGAUGAAGACGGCGCCAUCUGCAAGCUCAAAAAGGACGGCGAGACGUGGGCCAAUAUCGGCAAGGCCAUCAACCGGUCCAAGAGCGACGUGCAGAAGCGCUUCAAGCACAUCAAGAUCUGCAUGGAGGCCGCCGGCCACGACCCCAACGUCAUUGGCGAGAGCUGGGCCGAGGACAUGCGGCGCGCCGGCAGGGAGAUCCCGUCCCCGGACAAGCCCUCGCCGGCCAAGAAGCAGACGACGCCCCUGUCUCACGCGCCCCCAUCUCCUGAGGUCGUCGAGAUUGUGCGCCUCGAAGAGCCCGCGAGCGAAUCUGUACGUGAGCGAGGCGGUGCGAGCAAGAACACCCACAAGAAGAAGCAACCGCAGCAGCAUGAGAGGCCCGAGUCACCCAAGCUGACCGUCGCGACCAAGGUAGUCAAGAAGGGCGGCAAGAAGUUCCUCACGUUUGAGUCACCAAUGAUCCCACUACCCGAAACCUCCUCUGAGUCGUCGUCCUCUUCCUCCUCCAGCGGCGAGGAGACGGACUCGGAGGAGGAGCGCGCAGCUCACAAGAGCUUCAUCUACCAUGAGUACCUGAGUGAGCUGUAUCCUGACCAGAAGACCUACAUGCCCGACAAGUUCUGGACCGCCAACGACUGCAAGACGCUUGCGGUAAUCGAGGCUAAGUACGAAUCGCUGAAGCACAAGCACAUCCAGGCCGAGUUCUUCAAUGCUACUGGGCGGAUGAUAUCGACCGAGAUUAUCAAGCACAAGUUGGAGCAGGGCACAGGCAAGUGA
Molecule: messenger RNA, 840 nt
Organism: Neoarthrinium moseri
Lineage: Eukaryota; Fungi; Ascomycota; Sordariomycetes; Amphisphaeriales; Apiosporaceae
Exons: 1
Coding region: 1-840 (279 amino acids)
Source: RefSeq, a predicted model, not a curated record